CCGGAGGGCCGCAGGUCCACGACGACGACGAGGAGCAGGGGCGCUGGUGGAGAGGCCGCGGCGGACGAGAAGCAGGCAGAGCCGAAGAAGAAAAAGGAAAAGGAGUUCGCCUGGAUGGACUCCAGCGAGGACGAGAAGGAGAAGCCUCAGGCCUCCCCGGUCAGGUCGCAGGGCUCCACGAGAGGCCGAAGCCGCAGCCGCAGCGGGGAGCGCGCGGUGCCCAUCGAGCAGGUGCAGACCCUGUCGCAGAUGGCGCGGCUGGCUCCCGAGCUGGAGAAGCGCCUUAGACGUGGCGACGUGCGGUCUCGCGAGCUCCGGGAGGUGGCCGCCGCCCUGUCGCGCUCGCGCUACUUCGACGGCGGCCUCUUCGAGGCCCUGAGCCCCGAGCUGAAGCGCGCCUUUGAGAAGAGGAGGCUGGGCAUGAGGGAGAUCCUUGACAUCGUCUGCGACCUCGUCGAGCUCAACGCGUACGACGCGGGCGUGUUCGAGGCGGCCUGUGCGACGCUGGAGCGGGAGAUCGGCACUGCGCCCGACUCGGAGAAGCUGCGGCUGGAGGUGGCCCUGAAGCGCGUGGGGCACGACGCUGGGAAGCUGGCUGGGCUGCUGAAGGCCCAGCGGAGCGGCGACAACCGGCAGGCUUGCCCGAUGUUCUUCCGCGGGCAGUGCAAGUGGGGGCCGAAGUGCAAGCUCUCGCACGACCCGGAGUCCUUCGAGAGGGCCGCCGAGGAGGGCACGUGGAGGCCCCCGACUCAGAGCGGCGGCAAGAGCGUGGGCUACAAGCAGUCCGCGGACCUGUUCAAGGCCGACCGCUGCGGGGCGCUGUGGUGACGGGGCUCUGGCCGUCCGCGCAGGGCCGGGCCUGCACCUGCGCAGGCGGACGUGGACUACUCCACAUGAGCCAUGCCGCGUGCUCGGGCCGCCAUCGGCGCCGGGCACGGCUGGGCGCGGCGGGGAGCCGAGCUGCUGCGACAGCGCGAGCGAGCGAGGAGGAGGAGG
Messenger RNA from Prorocentrum cordatum, 996 nucleotides. NCBI's taxonomy places the organism in Eukaryota, Dinophyceae, Prorocentrales, Prorocentraceae. The record is from the annotation of a GenBank genome assembly.